UCAGUUUUGGUUUCAGUUUCGUUUGCCGCACAGGUUGAAUUUUCAUUUUUUCUAUUGUUCCAUUCUUAAUUUAUUCUAUUCAUUCUCGUCGCAAGCAAAUUUAUACCGCGAUCGCGCUGCAAAGUUUGUGUAUUGUGUGCGUUUUUAUUUUGUAGUGAGAAAAACAAAGUGCAACAACAAAAAGCAUUCAGGUGUCCACUUGCUAAAAAAAACAGUACGUGAAAACGAGAGAGUGAGCUAGAGAAAGAGAACAAGAGAGUGCUGCUCAAACCAUGAAUUUUGCAAUGCUCUUCAAACCAAAUUCGCCAGGCGGGAAAAACAAAUAAAAACAAACAGCACACGAAUAGCAAACAAAAAUAAACAACAAAAGUAAACAGCAGGCACAAUAGGGCAGCGUAAAAAAAGCAAGAACAGCAGCCAAUUAAUUAAAUACAUCACAGCAUAUCGUGCGUCUUUUGAUAAUUUUAAACCAAUGUUUAUGCCGAGCCGAGUCGAAAGCUUCGUUUUUUGGAUAAAAAGGAACCUGAGGCUUCAGUUGCCUGGCAGUGCGGCAAGUGCAAUCGAAUCAAGUUCAAUUAGCCAAGUUAUUUCGAGCCUUCGAGCUGGACAAUGUGAUCUACAAUAAAUGCAAUUGUACAUAGAAAAUAUAUAGUUCACACAGCGUCAGAGAGUCGAAUGUGAAAUUGAUAAAAGCCUCGUAAUACCCAGUAUUCUGAUCAUGUCCCAAAACUGAAGGCCACAAGCUGAGAGCGAGCGAGAGAGUUAGAGGCAAAGAGAGAGAGAUAGAGUGUGUGAGAGAGAGAGAAGAACUUGGAUCUGGGCUAGAUAUAUAUCGCAUGUGCACGAUAACGGAAACGGAAGCGGCAACGGCAGCGGCAACGGAAACGGAAACAGCACCGGAAACGGAAGCGGCAAAGUCACCAUCCAGCGAACGCCGUGAGCAAUAAUGACCAAGAAGUACGAAUUCGAUUGGAUUAUUCCGGUUCCGCCGGAACUAACCACGGGCGCUGUCUUCGAUCGCUGGUUCGAGAACGAAAAGGAGACAAAGGAGAAUGAUUUUGAGCGCGAUGCCCUCUUCAAGGUCGACGAGUAUGGCUUCUUUCUAUACUGGAAGAGCGAGGGGCGGGAUGGCGAUGUCAUUGAGUUGUGUCAAGUGAGCGACAUUCGUGCGGGAGGAACUCCAAGGGAUCCAAAGAUACUCGAUAAGGUGACCAAAAAGAACGGAACCAAUAUACCGGAACUGGAUAAACGAUCCCUAACGAUCUGUUCGAACACGGACUAUAUCAAUAUAACAUAUCAUCAUGUUAUUUGUCCAGAUGCGGCAACAGCCAAGAUCUGGCUAGAUGGCAUACGAAAAAUAACGCAUAAUGUCAAAGCGAACAAUAUCUGCCCCAUGAUGUGUCUGCGGAAACAUUGGAUGCGAUUGAGUUACUGCGUUGAAAAAAGCGGCAAAAUUCCAGUUAAAACGCUGGCCAAGACCUUUGCCUCUGGCAAAACGGAAAAGCUGGUCUACACUUGCAUCAAGGAUGCUGGCCUGCCGGAUGACAAGAAUGCCACGAUGACCAAGGAGCAGUUUACCUUUGAUAAGUUUUAUGCUUUGUAUCACAAGGUGUGUCCACGCAAUGACAUUGAGGAGUUGUUUACAUCCAUCACCAAGGGCAAGCAGGAUUUCAUUAGUCUGGAGCAGUUCAUCCAGUUUAUGAAUGACAAACAACGUGAUCCUCGCAUGAACGAGAUCCUUUAUCCACUUUACGAGGAGAAGCGCUGCACGGAGAUUAUCAAUGACUACGAGCUGGAUGAGGAGAAGAAAAAGAGUGUUCAACUCUCUUUGGACGGCUUCAAGCGCUAUCUUAUGUCCGAUGAGAAUGCUCCCGUAUUCCUGGAUCGACUGGACUUCUACAUGGAAAUGGACCAGCCUCUGGCCCAUUACUACAUCAAUAGUUCGCAUAACACCUACUUGUCUGGUCGUCAGAUUGGAGGCAAGAGCUCCGUGGAGAUGUACCGUCAAACGCUGCUCGCCGGCUGUCGCUGUGUGGAGCUGGACUGCUGGAAUGGCAAGGGAGAGGAUGAGGAGCCCAUUGUUACCCACGGUCAUGCCUACUGCACGGAAAUUCUGUUCAAGGACUGCAUCCAAGCCAUCGCGGACUGCGCCUUUGUAUCCUCGGAGUAUCCAGUGAUUCUGUCCUUUGAGAACCACUGCAACCGUGCCCAGCAAUACAAGCUGGCCAAAUACUGUGAUGACUUCUUCGGUGAUCUGCUACUGAAGGAGCCGCUUUCGGAUCAUCCGCUGGAUCCUGGUCUACCUUUGCCACCACCCUGCAAGCUGAAGCGCAAGAUUCUCAUCAAGAACAAACGCAUGAAGCCGGAGGUGGAAAAGGUGGAGCUUGAGUUGUGGCUGAAAGGCGAACUGAAGACGGACGAUGAUCCUGAGGAGGAUGCAAGUGCUGGCAAACCGCCAGAGGCAGCGGCUGCUCCAGCGCCAGCACCCGAGGCAGCGGCAGCCGCCGAAGGUGCCGCCGAGGGUGGUGGUGGAGCCGAGGCUGAGGCUGCUGCUGCCAAUUACAGUGGCUCCACCACCAAUGUCCAUCCGUGGCUAUCAUCCAUGGUCAAUUAUGCGCAGCCCAUCAAGUUUCAGGGCUUUGACAAGGCAAUCGAGAAAAACAUAGCCCACAACAUGUCCUCCUUUGCGGAAUCGGCGGGCAUGAAUUACCUAAAACAGAGCUCCAUUGAAUUUGUCAAUUACAACAAGCGUCAGAUGUCUCGCAUCUAUCCAAAGGGCACACGGGCCGACUCCUCCAACUACAUGCCGCAGGUUUUCUGGAAUGCCGGCUGCCAAAUGGUCUCGCUUAACUUCCAAUCCUCCGAUCUGCCAAUGCAGCUUAACCAAGGUAAAUUCGAGUACAACGGCGGCUGUGGCUACCUCCUAAAGCCGGACUUUAUGCGGCGAGCAGACAAGGAUUUCGAUCCAUUUGCCGAUGCACCCGUAGACGGUGUAAUUGCCGCCCAAUGCUCCGUGAAGGUGAUAGCCGGUCAGUUUUUGUCCGACAAGAAAGUGGGCACCUAUGUGGAGGUGGACAUGUUUGGUCUGCCCUCGGACACCGUCAAAAAGGAGUUUCGCACGCGACUGGUGCCCAACAAUGGUCUGAAUCCGGUGUACAACGAGGAUGCCUUUGUGUUCCGUAAGGUGGUGCUGCCGGAUUUGGCCGUUCUACGAUUUGGUGUUUAUGAGGAAAGCGGCAAAAUGAUUGGUCAACGUAUCCUGCCGCUGGAUGGCCUGCAAGCGGGCUAUCGGCAUGUGUCCCUGCGUACCGAGGCCAAUUUCCCCAUGUCCCUGCCAAUGCUGUUCGUGAAUAUCGAGCUAAAGAUCUAUGUGCCCGAUGGUUUUGAGGAUUUCAUGGCCAUGUUGUCGGAUCCGCGAGGAUUUGCUGGUGCUGCAAAGCAGCAAAAUGAACAAAUGAAGGCCUUGGGCAUUGAAGAGCAAAGCGGUGGAGCCGCUCGAGAUGCUGGCAAGGCCAAGGAGGAGGAGAAAAAGGAACCCCCGCUAGUUUUUGAGCCUGUAACUCUCGAGUCGUUGCGCCAGGAGAAGGGCUUCCAGAAGGUGGGCAAGAAGCAGAUCAAGGAGCUGGACACUCUGCGCAAGAAGCAUGCCAAGGAGCGCACCUCGGUGCAAAAGACCCAGAAUGCGGCCAUCGAUAAGCUGAUCAAGGGCAAGAGCAAGGAUGAUAUAAGGAAUGAUGCCAAUAUCAAGAAUGCCAUCAAUGAUCAGACCAAGCAGUGGACCGAUAUGAUUGCCCGCCAUCGCAAGGAGGAGUGGGAUAUGCUCCGUCAGCAUGUCCAGGACUCGCAGGAUGCCAUGAAGGCACUCAUGCUGACCGUGCAGGCAGCGCAGAUCAAGCAGUUGGAGGAUCGUCAUGCCAGGGAUGUCAAGGAUCUGAAUGCCAAGCAGGCCAAAACCUCGGCGGACACGGCCAAGGAGGUGCAGAACGACAAGACGCUGAAGACCAAGAACGAGAAGGAUCGGCGGCUGCGCGAGAAGCGUCAGAACAAUGUGAAGCGCUUCAUGGAGGAGAAGAAGCAAAUUGGCGUUAAGCAGGGACGCGCCAUGGAGAAACUGAAGCUGGCGCACUCGAAGCAGAUCGAGGAAUUCAGUACCGAUGUGCAAAAGCUUAUGGACAUGUACAAAAUCGAGGAGGAGGCCUAUAAGACGCAAGGAAAAACGGAGUUUUAUGCCUAAGAUGGGUUCAAGAAAUCAAACCAAAAACUUAUAGAAAAAACAGAGGAGCACCGCGACAUACCAAAAAUAUAUAUAUAACAUAAAAACUAGGCAUCAUGGCAGCAAUGAUGUUUGGGAAUUUAUUUAAGAUUGAAGAUGCUAAACCCCCCAAACACUUCUCACACACACGCAUCUUCAAAAGGAUUAACUUUACUUAUAUAUAUACAUUAUAUUAUAUAUAUAUCUAUAACUUAUCAACUAGAAGUCGAGAAAACCAACUGGAAAGUCAACACUUUGUGCUUUAUAUUUAUUUAAGAUUCUGCGCGAUGAUCGCGAUAAAGAUGAGUUAAGGCGAAAAAUGGAUGUUAAGGUAUUUUAUGCAAACGAAGGCGAAACUCGUAAGGAGUAUAUUUUAUCCCUCUCGAAUCCCCCCCUUGUAAUUUAUUUUGAAAUAACAAAAAAAAAAAAAACUAAAAUUAAAUAUAAAAAAAAAAAUAUAUGAAGAAUACCGAAAACAAAAUCUUGAUAGGUAUUUUUGUGCUAAAAACACGAAUAACGGUACACCGAUAAGUUUAGAACACAAAAACAAGGCGUUUCAAGACUAUAAAAGGCGAGGGCCAGUUUGGUAAUAAAUAUUUCACGGUUGCCAGGUAAAAUAAAAUUAAUAAAA
Drosophila kikkawai is the source of this 4883-nucleotide messenger RNA. It is a transcript of the gene norpA, whose product is annotated as no receptor potential A. NCBI's taxonomy places the organism in Eukaryota, Metazoa, Arthropoda, Insecta, Diptera, Drosophilidae. The record is from RefSeq and is a predicted model, not a curated record. Gene Ontology annotation, molecular function: phosphatidylinositol-4,5-bisphosphate phospholipase C activity; calcium ion binding. Gene Ontology annotation, biological process: release of sequestered calcium ion into cytosol; lipid metabolic process; phosphatidylinositol-mediated signaling.